Messenger RNA from Musca vetustissima, 831 nucleotides. Its product is annotated as probable serine/threonine-protein kinase clkA. Gene Ontology annotation, cellular component: protein kinase 5 complex. The record is from RefSeq and is a predicted model, not a curated record. Gene Ontology annotation, molecular function: cyclin-dependent protein serine/threonine kinase activator activity. NCBI's taxonomy places the organism in Eukaryota, Metazoa, Arthropoda, Insecta, Diptera, Muscidae. The transcript has a single exon. The annotation marks the transcript as partial.
AUAUAUACAAUGGGAACAGUCUUGAGCAUCAACCCAAAGGAUCGUCAUAAUCCUAUUUACUCGGGUCAGCACUACUUUCAAUACAGGCAACAAAAUGAAUUGAAAAAGGAAUACAACGCCGAAAAUGUCCACUCAAAUGAGUCGCAACUGAAUAAUUUCUCUUACGAGCAAUUGAAUAAUGCAAAAAAUCGGGAAAACAGAAAAGUUAAUUGUGCGAAUUUUUCGAAUAAUGGUAAUAACAACCACACCAGUUGUUCCAAUGUCAAAUUAAGCAAUUUAAAUACAAACAAUCUACAUCAAAUAAACAACAGCACGAAGGAUACCAUAAAUAAUGAAUUAGAUAUACAUAAUGAAAACUCAAUUAUAUUGACAGAAAAGAGUACGUUGGAAAAAAAUUUAAAAAAACACUCAUUGUUUAUGAAUGCACUUUCAUGGAAAAAAAUUUCGUCUCAUAGCAAGAAAAAAUUCGAAAAUAAGUCUAAGUGCUCCAAUUUACCUAUUUCCAAUUGCAAGUCUCAGUUUAGCGACCAAAAUAUUUCUUCUGCGGGCGAUAAAAAUAAGAACGCAAGACAUAGCUUUAUAUAUAUGGACGAACACCAGGCUUUCAACACUGACGCAAACCAAGAAUCAUGUUUGCGCUAUUUGUCAUCAAAUAAAGAUAAACUGAAAAAUACUUUGGACAUUGUAAAAGUUAAUAAUACAAAUAAUGUUUCCAACUACAAUAAAUUAGUACAAAAACAACCUCUAGCAAUAUCCUUGCCAACGCAGUUACAAUCAUCAGCUCUGCAAACCAAAAUAAAUAAUAAUGGACCGCGAAAAACCGUAAUACAG